This is a messenger RNA of Vollenhovia emeryi, 886 nucleotides long. RefSeq lists its product as uncharacterized. The transcript has 2 exons. The record is from RefSeq and is a predicted model, not a curated record. Lineage: Eukaryota; Metazoa; Arthropoda; Insecta; Hymenoptera; Formicidae. Bases 6 to 872 code for a protein of 288 amino acids.
GCAGCAUGCGUUAUUUCCCGAACAAUACAACCGCGUCAUUCACUACGGAAUUACCGCAAACUCUACACUUGCACGGCGAAUGGGAAGUCGCGCUCAGCGAGAUUCAAUUUCCCGCUACUUUUUUGCACAUAAAUCACGGCGAAAAUAUCAUCAGUUUCGUCGAUAUUAAAAAAGAUCGAGCGCUAAAGAAGGACGCGCCGUACUCGUCGACGGAGGGCGUAAUACCGAAUGGUAUUUACAAAAAUAUCGACGAACUUAUCGCCGUGAUCAAUAAGGAGUUUAAAAAUGUCGAUUCGCAUUUUUAUUUGGAAAACACCCCCGGCGGUAAAAUCUACUUUAGCGUUAUCUGCGGGGACGAGUGCGAGCUGAUUCAUCAUAUGAGCGUUUCCGAUAAUCUUCUACAAAUACUCGACGUCGGGUAUGUCGUGACGAACGCAGAGGGCCUUAACCAUACCACGCUCACGGCAACUAAACCCAAUUCCAAAGAAACUUUUACAGCGCAUUUUAUCAAACUCGGUUUUAAAACCGCGCAAGGCGCUCGUUAUACUAAUUUCUUUUCUCGCGAGCCUCAUGGUUUGUCGCGCGGAAUCCCCGAUAAACUCUUCGUUUAUUGCGAUAUUUGCGAGCCUUAUAUAACGGGAGAUGUGCAAACUCCCCUUCUCCGAAUAGUACCGCUCGAGUUGCAUGAUCACAGUCAUUAUUACACCUACGCGGCGAAUCAAGUGGUACAUUUCGCCGUCCCGGAUUAUAUUCCAUUACGACAAACGAAUUUCCGCAGAAUUGAAAUAGAUAUAAUGGAUCAACUUGGAAAAAGAUUUCCAUUCCAAUCCGGAACGCUGACGGUGACAUUACACUUUAGACGUUUCCAGUAACAGCAUCCCCCGCA